Molecule: messenger RNA, 1831 nt
Organism: Aplysia californica (California sea hare)
Lineage: Eukaryota; Metazoa; Mollusca; Gastropoda; Aplysiida; Aplysiidae
Product: required for meiotic nuclear division protein 1 homolog
Exons: 11
Coding region: 196-1545 (449 amino acids)
Biological process (GO): positive regulation of mitochondrial translation
Source: RefSeq, a predicted model, not a curated record
UUUCUACUUUUAUAUAAACAAUAUGGUAGCCUCCAUGAACUUGAGAGUUCUAUCAAGUAAUAAUACUGAAGUGCAGCAAUAUUCUGCAAUGAAUCUACUGAACUGGCAAUUCACAUAUCGUCAAUAUUGUUUCACUUUUGAAAAAGAUAACCAUUGACGAUCUAGAUCUAGAUCCCUUUUCAGGCUGCCUGGGACAUGGAAGUGUUCAGCAGGUUGCUGGCCUCGGGGAGCCCAGUGCUGACAGCUGGCAACUGUCUUCAUGCGGUGAAGAGAGUGUCUUUGCACAGGUCGAGCUGGAAGCGAUCGAGUUGUGUUGUGUGGAACUCUGCCUCUGUUACGAGUGAUAGUCUACCUGUUGUCAAAAAUAACAGAAACAAAAGUUUUCUAGGGAACGCUUUUAUUGUUUCAAACCAUAAACUUUUAUUAUGCAAGAGCAAAUACACCCCACUAAUACUGACAGCCCAUCAGCUGAGAUGUGCAGGAUUAUCACAUUUGAGUGGUGCAGCUCCAUAUUCAACUAAAAGUUCGCAAGUAGCCAACAUAUCGGCAAUUCUGAAAAAUCAGUCAGCUUUACAAGUGAAACGACAGACCCGGAAAAAAGUUCCCAAGGUUACAGGUGAUGGAAAGACGAUGCAGGUAAACAACGUGGUGGCGUACGCCGUGGCGGAGGAGCUCAAUCUGGCAGGUUUGCUGGUGCACUUACAGAAACAGGGACUUUACCAGGUCGGGGAGCUGCCUCAAGAUGUGACCAAUGCGCUACACGUCAGAGGAAAGUACAAAGUGGACUUGAGGCCAAAGGAAAUUUUCAUAUUUCAAGAUGGAUCCGUUGUGUUCUGGUGUAUUCCUGAGAUUGAGAGAGGAGCGUUCCUGAAGAUGUUGGUCAAGUACUCGGAGGGCCCGUACUUCACUUCCCUCAUGUUCUAUGAGAAGGAAGAGAUGGACUUUACCUACGUCAAAGGGAACACUGGACUAUCAGGUGACAUCAUCCAGUUCUCCGAGGGUGAUCAGGAAAGCUCGCAGCGCCUGCUGGAGCUCUAUACCUUCUCCAACGCCCUGGCGCAGUCGGUCAAACUGGCGAUAUGGGAAGCCUCCCUCAGCAAAUUUGUCUCCUCGAUCGAAAAAGUCACAGAGGAUCUACGCCACGGCCGGAAGAUCAGCAUGUCUCGCAGAGAGGUCCUCAUGAAGACAGGAGAACUUUUCUCCCUCAGACAUUUGAUCAACCUGAGCUCUGACCUACUGGACACGCCGGACUUCUACUGGGACCGUAGCGGCCUGGAGCCUCUCUAUAUCUCGCUGAACAGUCAUCUCAACAUCACCAGGAGAACACGGGUGAUGAACGAGAAGCUGAACCACUGCUGCGAACUGACCGAACUGAUCAGCUCCCAGCUCAACGACGCGCACCACACAAGACUCGAGGUCAUGAUCAUCAUCCUUAUCAUGGUCGAGGUGGUGUUUGAGUUUGUCCACUACGCAGAGAGAUAUCUGGACAAGCACUCGGCCGAAGGAGAGGAGAAGGAAGUCAGCGCCAGCUCGUCGUCAUCAUAGCUGAGUGAAUCAGCCGUCACCCUUCUCCGGUCUGAUGUCUUUCAAACCCGACGCCGCCGGUAAAGGAAGUCUUUUUGAACCUUGGCCGGCUGCAACGUUCGAGUUAGACGUUUAUCUAAUUAUCUAAUAUAAUCUGGAGGGCCGCCAAGUAGACUAUGGUAAGUCAUGUUUUUCCAAUUUUACCGGAGAGACAAAAAACCAGAUUUUCUUGAAGUAUUUUGGGUGGAUUGUUAGCGAUCCAGUAGCAUCUGAGCGUUAACUCUUCUGCAUGAUGCCAUUCGGUAAU